UUGUAUCAGUGGUUACUUAAAACGUGUUUUUUUUUAAAUUUAUUAUAAUCGGAUGGUGAAAUUAUUUCAACUUAAUUUAACAUUAGGAACCUCUUUGUACUUGUACAGAAUGUCGAAGACAAUAUUGGAUAGGAUAAUUUUCAACGCAAGGGAAGCAGAGACCACUAUAACGGAACUUACAAGUGAGAUUAAAUCACUCACUAAUGAAUAUAACAAAAUAAGAAUUGGUAAAUUACUCGAGGAAAAUGCGAAACUUGAAAAUGAAGUGGAAUUGGCAAAAAGGAAACUUAUAAAUUUGGAACAACGCAAUGGCAUUAACCAAGUAUCUCUUCCUAUUUCUAGAACUAGUAUAUCGUUGGAAGACAAGUCGAAUAUUCAGAAGGAUAACAAUAUUAACAUACAGUUAGUCAAGAAAAUUGAAAAUGUGCCCAUGGAACAAGAUACAAAAGCUGAAGGUUCCACAGAGAAAAAACCAAAAAAGGAAAAGAAACCAAAAGAAAAACAAACUCAAAUUGAAUUACCUAUCAACUUUGGACGUCUAGAUCUCAGAAUUGGUAAAAUAGAAAAUGUUGAGAGACAUCCAGAUGCAGACUCUCUCUAUGUUUUAAAAAUUAAUUGUGGAGAAGAAAAACCAAGAACAGUUUGUUCUGGCUUGGUCAAACAUGUUCCAUUGGAACAAUUAAAAGAUGCUAGUGUUGUUGUAUUGUGUAAUUUGAAACCAGUAAAGAUGCGAGGAGUAACAUCAGAGGCAAUGGUCAUGUGUGCUAGUUCUCCUGAGUCUGUUGAAGUAUUAAUUCCACCUUCAGGGGCAGUGCCUGGCGAUCCCGUUGAGUGUGAUGGGUAUAAUCGUAGUCCUGACCCUAUUAUGAACCCUAAAAAGAAGAUAUUUGAAACCGUGGCUCCUGAUUUACACACUAACGAUUUAUUGCAAGCAUGCUAUAAAAACACACCUUGGAAAAUUCCUGGUAAAGGAAAUAUUCUAGCUAAAUCUCUUAAAAAUACAAAUAUUAAGUAAUUUGCAGAUUACAUAGUACAUAAAAUAAAAUUUUACUUUCGA
Messenger RNA from Agrilus planipennis (emerald ash borer), 1057 nucleotides. RefSeq names its product aminoacyl tRNA synthase complex-interacting multifunctional protein 1-like (gene AIMP1). The record is from RefSeq and is a predicted model, not a curated record. NCBI's taxonomy places the organism in Eukaryota, Metazoa, Arthropoda, Insecta, Coleoptera, Buprestidae. The transcript has 3 exons. Bases 53 to 1015 code for a protein of 320 amino acids. Gene Ontology annotation, molecular function: tRNA binding.